Messenger RNA from Owenia fusiformis, 1266 nucleotides. NCBI's taxonomy places the organism in Eukaryota, Metazoa, Annelida, Polychaeta, Sabellida, Oweniidae. The record is from the annotation of a GenBank genome assembly.
UUUGUUUCAACGGGAAUAACAUGUUCUUACUGAGAAAAUAUAUUUCUAAACAUUUCUAAACCAACAAGGAUUUUUAAAAUUAUUUUAUGUGGAACAUUUAGUCUACAGUAAUACAGUACAUGAUGAUACAAGUAGAUCUUAUUUCGCAUAUAGUUCUACUUGUUAUUAUUACAGGUAUAUCGGGUGAAUAUUGUCCAGCCACAUAUGAUUCAUUCUUUAAAAGACACGAAGGUGGGUUUAGUUGUCCAUGCGGAGAUAGAUUCAGUGGCGGCAUUUUUGGAUGUGACAAUUCUAAAUCAUAUUGUUGUGAGUUUGCUGGGGGAGAUACUUAUCAUUGCUGCAGUUUUGGCGAUAAAUAUGGUGCAAAGCUGUCUGGAGGGAUUGUAGGGGGCAUAGCUAUUCUAAUUGUCAUUAUAAUAAUAGCUUGUUGCUGCUGCAGGAAACGUGGUGUUGGUUUUUAUAAGCAAAGUACAACAACUACAACAACAUACAGUCAUGUAGGAGGUACUGUUGUUCCUCCCCCUGGACCAAUAGGACCCCCCGCAGGAUAUGGACCCCCGCCUCCAGGAGGGGCUUACCCCAUGGGGGUUGUCCCACCUCCUCAAUCAACACAUGGGUCAUACAACCAGCAAGGCAUGCCAAGUAUGGGUCCUUCGAGUACACCUCAGUAUCCUAGCUAUCAGAUGUCUAGGGCCCCUAUGGAUCAAGUCCCACCUCAACAGCAACACCCACAAUGGAGUUCUCAGGCUCCACCUCAACAGCAAGCCCCACAAGGGGGCGCUCACCCAACUGCCCCACCUACAGGUGAGAGCUUGCCCCCUCCAUCCUAUGACCAGGUCACAUCUGGAGAAAAGCAUCCGAUGUAGUAGUUCAAGUAAAGACUUGAUUAGCUGCACAAACCUGGAAUAAUACAAUAAAGAUAAACACUUUCUUAUACAAACCUAUGAAUCUCAUAGAGGCGGAUCAUUUAUCUUGACUGGAUAGAGGCUUUAUUCAGAAAUUACCAUUGUCUAGAAUUAGACUUUUGUAACCAAAUGCAAUAAGUGAGCAAGUGGUGUCAUUUUGUCAUGUUAAUGUAUGGGGUAUAGAUUUUAUUUUUCUUUAGAAAUUGUAAUGCUUGUAGUAAAAACAGAUGUAUUCAUACAGUACAACACUAAAGCGAGUAGAAGGGAUAGAGUGUAAAAUGUUGAAUGUAAUCUUUUAUUUAUUUUCUAAAAAAAACAGAUUAAAAGAGGAUGUAAUCUUUUAAAAAGCAUGCCAAUGCUU